Molecule: messenger RNA, 6556 nt
Organism: Monodelphis domestica (gray short-tailed opossum)
Lineage: Eukaryota; Metazoa; Chordata; Mammalia; Didelphimorphia; Didelphidae
Product: KRAB domain-containing protein 5-like
Biological process (GO): regulation of DNA-templated transcription
Source: RefSeq, a predicted model, not a curated record
UCGGAGGUGUGGCGGAGGAGGAGACGUGAACUGAGCCCGGCUCUGAUCACAUCGCCUCCUGCCCGCGGAGCCUCCGACUACAUUUCCCAGAAGGCCUUGCGGCCUCCUGGAGCAGUUCCGGUGCCACUUUUCUCCCCCACGCAAGUUCCGCCCCUCCGUCUGGAUGCUGGCUUGUGGCCUCCUCAGCUGCGUUCCUUCAGCCACUACUGCCGCCCGGGUCCGAGCCCCGCGUCCGGUCCGGGGUGCUGUUAAGCUGGGGCUGAGCUGCGGCCGACAGUCUCCUGGGGGGGGGGGGGAGGAAGCGGGCGCGCUGAUUGGUUAGCCAGGAGAGGUGCGAGGCCGGGAAGCCAAUCAGCGGCUCUGCUCCUCUCCUCCCUGAGGGAGGUCCCGGGGGCCGAAGGCACGUGCGCAAUUCCCUUUCCCGCCUGGGCCAGGGGUAUUUGUCUGCCCCGGGCCCGCCCCCCGGCACGUGGCCACGGCUCCCUCUCCCGGCCCAGGUCCGCCCCGUAGAGGAGCUGGCAUGGCCCCCGGGCCGGAGGGCGCCGUGACCUUCCAGGACGUGGCCGUGACCUUCACCCCGGAGGAAUGGGGGCGCCUGGUGGCCCCCCAGAAGGAGCUGUACCGGGAGGUGAUGCUGGAGAACUACGGGCACCUGAGCAGUCUGGGACUGGCCGCUUCGAAGCCGGACGUGAUCCUCCGGCUGGAGCGAGGGGAAGCCCCGUGGCCGCGGAGACACGGUGCAGAUUUGCAGGUGGUGUCUAAAACCAAGGAGUCAACUCCAAAGAUUGCCAUUUCUAUUGAAGAAUCAUCCUCGAAAACACUCACAAAGAAUCUUCCCUGUGUCUUCAAGUUGGGAGAAACCUUAGAAUAUGAUACCCAGUUAAAGAAGCAGCAAAGAAAUGUGGAAAAGUACUCCAGAAUUCACCCUGGAGAGAAGCCCCGUAAAUGUAAUGAAUGUGGGAAGCCCUUUCGCCAGCGUUCACAACUUAUUGAACAUAUGAGAAUUCAUACUGGAGAGAAACCUUAUGAAUGUAAGAUAUGUGGGAAGGCCUUCAGGCGGACCACAGGACUUAUUCAACAUCAGACAACUCAUACUGGAGAGAGACCUUAUGAAUGUAAUGAAUGUGGGAAGGCUUUUACCCGGAUCACAGAUCUUACUCGACAUCAAAGAAUUCAUACUGGAGAAAAACCUUACAGAUGUGAGGAGUGUGGAAAGGCCUUCACCCAGAUUAUAGAUCUUACUCGACAUCAAAGAAUUCAUACUGGAGAAAAACCUUAUGAAUGUUUUGAAUGUGGGAAGGCCUACCAUGGGAGCUCACAACUUACUCGACAUCAGAGAAUUCAUACUGGAGAGAAACCUUAUCAGUGCAGUGAAUGUGGGAAGGCUUUCAGUCAGAAGUCACAACUUACUGUACAUCAGAGAAUUCACACUGGAGAGAAACCUUAUGAAUGCAAAGAAUGUGGGAAGGCCUUCAGUCAGAGCUCACAACUUACUCUACAUCAGAGAAUUCAUACUGGAGAGAAACCUUAUGCAUGCAAAGAAUGUGGGAAGGCCUUCAGUCAGAGCUCACAGCUUACUCUACAUCAGAGUGUUCACACUGGAGUGAAACCUUAUGAAUGUAAUGAAUGUGGGAAGUCUUUCAGCUGUUUCACAAUACUUACUGAACACCAGCGAAUUCAUACUGGAGAGAGACCUUAUAAAUGUAAUGAAUGUGGAAAAGCUUUUAGCCAGAGCUCACAGCUUACUCUACAUCAUAGAAUUCAUACAGGAGAGAAACCUUAUGAAUGUAAUGAAUGUGGGAAGGCCUUUAGUCGCUUCACAAUUCUCACUCAACAUCAGAGAAUUCAUACAGGAGAAAAACCUUAUGAAUGUAAUGAAUGUGGGAAGUCUUUUAGCUGGAGUACAGGACUUAGUAGGCAUAAAGCAAUUCAUAAUGGAGACAAACCGUAUGAAUGUGAAGAGUGUGGGAAGGCUUUCCAUGAGAGCUCUCAGCUAAUUCGACAUCAGAGAAUUCAUACUGGAGAGAAACCGUAUGAAUGUUUUGAAUGUGGGAAGGCUUUUAGUCGUUUCACAAUACUUACUCAACAUCAAAGAAUUCAUACUGGAGAGAAACCUUAUGAAUGCUUUGAAUGUGGAAAAUCUUUUAGCCGGAGCUCUCAGCUUACUCUACACCAGAGAAUUCACACUGGAGAGAAACCUUAUGAAUGUUUUGAAUGUGGCAAAGCUUUCAGUCAGAGUUCACAGCUUACUCUACAUCAGAGAAUUCAUACUGGGGAGAAGCCUUAUGAAUGUAAUGACUGUGGGAAGGCCUUCCGUGACAGUUCACAACUGUCUCGACAUCAGAGAAGUCAUAAUGGAAUAAAACCCUAUGAAUGUAUGUGAAAAGGCCUUUUCCCCCAGAGAAUAGAACUUAUUUGACCUAUUCUUGGUGAAAUAUUGCCUUUGACUGGUAAAGCUUAUGAAGAUAAUGAUAGUGAGAAAGAUUUUAGCCAGAGUAUUCCCUUGAUAUUUACAGAAUUUUAACUAAUGGGUGAAACUAUAGAUAAGCAAAUUCCUGCCUAGUUUUUCUUAGCUGUUACAAAGCCUUUUCUCUCUCAACUCCCCAGCAAUUUCCUUCUCCCAGAUUCCUCACCAAAGCCAGAGUUCACUGAGAAAACUGUGGUUAUCUGUAGUUGUUUUUUUUGCCAGAUUUUUCAUUAGUCUUUUUCAAAAGCUGUUCUCAAUCUAUUUUUUAAUGUUUUGUUUUUAUAUCAAAUUUUCCCAUUCCCUUCUUUGUGAAAAAAGAAAAACAUUUGAGUAAAUAUAGCACCAUAUACAACAGUGUUUUGGCAUAGGCCAGGGGCUCCAAGCUGGAAGGGAAAAGCUAUGUUACAUUAUCUCUUUCCUGGAUUUUCAAUAGGUUUUUCCAUUUCUUGGAGUUUAGCUUCCUAUUAGUAAUCUUUUCAUUUCCCGUAUCCACAUAUUAUAGUACUGUCUUCUUUCUACUUCUUUUGCUGUCUCUGCCCUGGUUCAUGUGAGUCUUCCCAUGUGUCUUUGAGUUUCUCAUAAUUAUUCUGUAUUGCACACUAAUAUUCCAUUAUGAUUACAUUAACCAUAGUAAAUUGGGGCAAUCUAAUUAGAGCUUGGCUCUUCUUCCACUCCUCAGGUAUUCUCAGAAUCACUUGGCUUUCUCCUUCCAUUUCUGAUUCCUUGAAAAUAAAAAAUUGCCUGCCUCCAUGUCACCCAAUCCCCAUCAUCUCUUCUGUCUUCAGUUCAUCUUGUGCUGACUCCUUCCAAGCCACUUACAAAUAAGGUCAGGUGUCACCAAUGCUAAAUAAAGAAAAAAUGCUACCCUUAGCCCACUUACCCCUUGUUUCUAAGUCAGGGCCUCUAUCAAGCCUGGAAGUCAUCAGUGACAUGUUCCACCAAACAUAAUGGCCUUUUGUCAUUUCUUAUUUCUUCCUUGCUCUUUGUGAAUUAAUCAGCUCUGCCUUUUCUUCACACUGCAGAAACAUUUCCCUAGGUCUCUAACUGACCCUUCUCUCCUUUCCUUUGAUUGUGUUUUUUUUUUCCUCUUGAUUCCCUUCAGUUGAACAGUCCCUAAAAUUUUGCUUUUGCUUCCCCUUCUCUUGCCUUCUCUUUCCUAUGUACUCUCACUCUAGGGAAUCUCAUCCACCUCUUAGGGUGACUAUAGGAAGGGCACAGAAAUCUACAAUGCCCUUCUCUGGCUUCUCAGCACCAUCUGUGGUUUUUCAGUUCCUCGGCACCCACAUUCCUUUGAUGAUAAAUGCAGGUUCUUUUGUGUGUUCUGUUUUCACUCUACAUUAGUUUGUAGCUGCCUUUGUUUUUCAGAAUUCAACCAAUAGGCAUAUAUUAAGCUCCUACUGUGUGUCAGGCACUAUGCUAGAUUUAGGGGAUACAAAGACUAAACUUAAGCCUUUGAAGAGCUUGAGGAGGGGCAACACUAAGCAUAUGCAAAAAUAUGUACCAUUGUAAGAGUUUGAAUUUAGGUUUUAUCCUAAUAUGAGAAUUCUAAAGUAAUAUCUAAAGUUGCCGAUUUAAAAAUAUUAUAGCUCAAGUCAAAAUGACUUUUAGCUGCUUUAUUUACAAAGAGGUGGAAAGAGUGAAAGUGGAAAAAUGUAGAUAGACAGACAGAUUCUAAUAAGCCUAUAUUAGCCCUUCUGAGAAGCCAGGCUCAGUCCUGGCAGCGCUUCCCCAAGACUGUCUCCACGUGGAUUUCCCAAUAAUCCUCAGUCAGAAGUCCUGGUGGUGUCUUCUGCCAGGGUUCCUCCAAUGCAGCCUCCUCCAAAGGCAAGGCAGGAAUUUCAUCAUUCACCCAGCAAGCCUACAUAGGAUCCAGGUAAAAGUUCUUCAAGCUGGGAAAGGAAUCUCCGGAACCAAUCUCUCCAAACACCAGGAAGGGAAUGAAUCUAGACCAUGCUGGUCUCUUCUUUUUAUGCUUUUUUCCACAUCACUUCCUGUCAUUCCCCCUUCUUCACAGGAACCAAUGGCAGUCUUUCAAUUUGCCUAGCACUGCCCAAGGGAGGGGGGCAGUAGCCUUUGAAGGUGUGAGCUUACUCUAAUAAGUGACUGUGAACUCUCAUACUUAAUGAUAAGUAGGGGUACUUUAAGUUCUUGAUUUGAUUAGCUAAAAAUAGACAAUGGGAAAGCUAAUCGAAUCUUCACACAAUAUAGAUACAAAGGAAGUGUCUGUGGGCUCCCAGCAGCUUCUGGAAGAAGGCAUGUGAGGAAGGCCUCAUGGAUAAGGCAGCCUAUGAACUUAACCUUGGAGUUAAGUAGGGGUUCAGCAGAGGCAGAGCUGAAGAAGGACAUUUUAGAUUUGGGCAUCAGUCACUGUAAAGACAGAGAAACAGGGUAGGGUGGAGUGUGGGAGGAACAGCACAAAAGCCAGUUUGGAACAUAGAGGGAAGUGGAUAGGAACAUAUGAGACAGGAAAGGUAUAUAGUAGGGUUUAGGUUGUGAACCGUGGAGUUUGUAUUUGACUCUAGAGGCCAUAGGCAUCCAUUCAAGCUUCUUGAAGAAGGGAAUGACAUGGUCUAGCACUUUUGCAGUUGUCUAGGAGAGAGGUGAUGAAUGCCUGAACUAAGGAGAUGAAAUGAAAGACACUGAUUUGAAAUGUUAAGGCAGAAUUGAUCUGAUUUGGCAACUGGGUGAGAGGGGAAUAUAGGGAGCCCAAAGAGUUGAGGAAAAUACUAAGACUUUGAACUAUCCUAGUCUGGGUAAUGAAAAUGACAAUGAUCCAUUUUAUAAAACAGGGAAGUUGGAAAGAGAAUAUAGUUUGUGGGGAUGGAGGAUAGCUUUUAUUUUGGACAUAUUGCCUUUGGAAUGUAUCUGGGGCAUCAUUUGGAAAUGUCCAGUAGCCAGUUGAUGAUUGUAGGUCUGUAGCCUAGCAGAAGGACCGAGGCUAGAUAACCAUCUGGAAAUUCUUCACGUUUGUUGAUUGCUACUAUACAAUGUUCCACCAUGUUCAUAUGCCCCAGUUUGUCUAGCUAUUCCCAACUGAUGGACACCUGCUUUAUUUUCUGCUCUUUUGCCUUUUUUUCUCACCAACAUUUAUCUCAGGUGAUAGAGAGAAUCUUGGAACCUUAGAUUCAGUUGGAGAAUCCCAUUCCCAUGGAGGAUCAAGAAUGCCACCUUAGCAUUGAGGGACAGGUUGUGGUUAAACAAGAAGUGAACCAAGGAUCUGUCAAGUAAAUGCAGUAAGGGCAUGCCCUGAAUGAGGAAGCCUACUUAAAGUUUGGGCUACAGAUGGGCAAGUCUUUGCCAUAAAAACCAAGACUCAUAUUGAGCAUGAUCAACAGAAUAAUAGUUGGAGUGACUGGUGGAGAAGAGUAAAUGUGAAGAUAGGAUUGACUCUCCCCUUGCCUAUUUUUUAAUUAAUCAACCAAAGAAUACCUUUACUUGGCACUAGGUGGAGGAGCUUGCAAGCCACUUAGAGAGUUCCACCCUUUCAACUCAGUCAGAAACUUGUGAAUCCUUUGUGAAGAGUUUACACCCUCAUACAGCAAGAGAUGGAACCUAUAAACACUGCCUGCCCUGGGCAAUCCUAUGCAAAUUAAAAGACUGCAAUUGGUCUCCAUAAAGUGGAGGAAGGGACAGAAAGUGAUGUAGAAAAACGAUUAUAAAAGGUGAUGAACUUCCUUUCCAAGGAAUCUUCGUCCUGAAUUUUUGGGUUGGAGGAUCUUGGCCUGUGGCUUGGAGCUACAACUUGGACCUGGGACUCUGGAUCUUGGACUGCUUCUCAUAAGACUAUUCCUGGAUAUCCCUUUGAACUUCGGCUUGGGUGAGUGAAAAGCUGACCCUCCUUUCCUAACUUCUGGAGAGAUUAGUUCUGGAGAGGCCUCCCCUUCUUGGAGGAGGCUGUGUGGGUUGAAUUCUUGCUUAAUUCACCACCGAGUUCCUUGGCUGAGGGGCUAACAAGAGCCAUGCCUGGGCUGAGCCAGGAACUGGAGCAACAUUUUAGAGUAAUAGGCUGGACUCCUUCUCUACCCUCUUUUUUAUAUUUCUCUACUUUCACUCUUUCCACAUUUUUGUAAAUAAAACUACUAAAAGUCA